AUGUCGGUUCAGUACAACGACAACCCGCCCUCUGUCGACCCAUAUGCUGACGAGUACGGCGCUUCGGCUCAGUCUCACGCUGAACCUGGUCGUGUUCGUUCUCGCAGCCCUGUCCCACGCUCUCGUGAAGGCUACCGUAGUCCUUACCGUCGUCGGUCUCCUCCCCCAGCCCGUCGUGCAGCUGCUGCCCCUCCAAUUGCGCCAACCCCUUCCAACGUGCUUGGUGUAUUUGGCCUGAGUAUUCGCACUCAAGAGCGUGACCUUGAUGACGAGUUCAGUCGUUUUGGCCGCGUUGAAAAGGUCACUAUUGUGUAUGACCAGAGAUCAGACCGCUCCCGCGGCUUUGGUUUCAUCAAAAUGUCGACCGUCGAAGAGGCUACUCGCUGCAUUCAAGAGCUGAACGGGGUGGAGCUCAACGGCCGCCGAAUUCGUGUCGACUACUCUGUUACCGAACGUCCCCAUGCUCCAACUCCAGGCGAAUACAUGGGCCAUCGUCGUGCUACUCGUGACUCGUACGUGGGUGGACGUGACAGCCGCGACUCUCGAGACUCGUACCGCGAGCGCGACAGGGACCGCGACCGUGACUACCGUGACAGGGACCGUGACUCGCGCCGUGACACCAAGGACAGAGACCCAUACGGUCGAGAUGGCGGCAGGGGCGAUUGGCGUGAGCGCCGUAGUCCGCCUCCGCAAUCAAGGGGAAGGUACUCACCGGACAGACGCCGAAGGUCUUACAGCAGAAGCCCACCCAGAGGAAGCAGCCCUCGUCGUGAAUAUGAUGCCCCUGCCGCAGCUGCCCCGGCCGACAGUCGUUGGUAA
Molecule: messenger RNA, 819 nt
Organism: Mycena indigotica
Lineage: Eukaryota; Fungi; Basidiomycota; Agaricomycetes; Agaricales; Mycenaceae
Product: RNA-binding domain-containing protein
Exons: 4
Coding region: 1-819 (272 amino acids)
Biological process (GO): positive regulation of mRNA splicing, via spliceosome
Cellular component (GO): spliceosomal complex
Molecular function (GO): RNA binding
Source: RefSeq, a predicted model, not a curated record